AUGAAUACAAUAAGUAUUCUGAGGGUUGUUUUCACCUUAGCUAUACUAUUUAUAGGAACAAGUGUUGAGGACAAAAAGGAAAUAGGAAAACGUUUUGACUUGUUGUUAGCAGCAUUUUAUGGCAACAUUGGGCAAGUACAGUUACUUAUUAAAGAAUUCGGAGCCAUAAAUCAUGUUGACGGUAAUGGUAAUACACCACUUUUACUUGUAGCGUAUAAUGGACAACAUGAGGUUGUUAAAUUAUUACUUCAUUUAGGAGCUGACAUAAACCAUACAAACCAACAAGGUGACACUGCUUUACAUUUAGCAUACCUUGGUGGCCAUUUCAGCGUAGUAGACAUUCUACUGAAUAGGUCUGCUGAAAUAAUUGGAGUUGAUAUUAUUAGUGGCAAACAAAUAAUCGCUGCGACAUGUAAUGUUUUGAAAAACAUACUGAGUUGUGGAAUUAAUACAAAAUGUAUAUCAGUAAACACAUUUUACAAUUUAGAAUUCGCUGUUAAAAAGCUGAAUAAUACUGAAAUGACGAUUGUAUCUCUAGAGUCUCCGUUGGUAGUGUCUCUAUUGGAAAAAGUUCAAGAUGUAAACUACACCUUAAGAAAUGGACAGAACUCACUUUUGUUAGCCUCACAAAAAGGAUAUUAUAAAGUAGUAGAAAUGUUACUUAGAAAUGUAGCAGACAUAGACCAUGUAGAGCAGAGGAAGUGGAAUGCAUUAAUGUUUGCAUCUCGUAACGGACAUGAUAAAGUGGUAGAUAUGUUACUUAAAAGCGGAGCAGAUUUGAAGCUAGGAAACAAUAUUAGCCGUGAUGCAUUCGUUAUUGCCUGUGAGUUUGGUCAUGAAAAAGUUGUAGAUAUUUUACUCAAACACGGAGCCAACAUAAGUCAAACUUAUCAAACUGGGUGGAAUGGAUUAAUUGUUGCAUCUGAAAAUGGGCAUGACAAAGUGGUUGAUAUAUUACUUAGAAAUGGAGCGGACGUAAAUCAUAUAGAUCAUAGAAAAUGGAAUGCAUUAAUGUUUGCAUCUCAAAACGGACACGAUAAUGUAAUAAACCUUCUACUUAAGCAUGGAGCAAACGUAAACGCUGUCGAAGAACACGAAUGGAAUGCAUUAAUGUUUGCAUCUCAAAAUGGGCAUGACAAAGUGGUUGAUAUAUUACUUAGAAAUGGAGCAGACGUAUAUCAUUUAGAACAUAGAAAAUGGAAUGCAUUAAUGUUUGCAUCUCGUAACGGACAUGAUAAAGUGGUAGAUAUGUUACUUAAAAGCGGAGCAGAUUUGAAGCUAGUAAACAAUAUUGGCCGUGAUGCAUUCGUUAUUGCCUGUGAGUUUGGUCAUGAACAAGUUGUAGAUAUUUUACUCAAACACGGAGCCAACAUAAGUCAAACUUAUCAAACUGGGUGGAAUGGAUUAAUGAUUGCAUCUCAAAACGGACGCCUUAAUGUAAUCAACCUUCUACUUAAGAAUGGAGCAAACGUAAACGCUGUCGAAGAACAGGAAUGGAAUGCAUUAAUGAUUGCAUCUCAAAAUGGGCAUGACAAAGUGGUCGAUAUAUUACUUAGAAAUGGAGCAGACGUACAUCAUUUAGAAAAUAGAAAAUGGAAUGCAUUAAUGAUUGCAUCUCAAAACGGACAUGCAAAUGUAAUCAACUUUCUACUUAAACAUGGGGCAGAUAUAAACAGUGUUGAAGACGACGGAGAAAAUGCAUUAAUGAUAGCAUCUCGAAAAGGACAUGAACAUGUUUUAUUUGGUUAG
This is a messenger RNA of Physella acuta, 1749 nucleotides long. Its product is annotated as ankyrin repeat domain-containing protein 50-like. The record is from RefSeq and is a predicted model, not a curated record. Gene Ontology annotation, molecular function: protein binding. NCBI's taxonomy places the organism in Eukaryota, Metazoa, Mollusca, Gastropoda, Physidae.